Molecule: messenger RNA, 3675 nt
Organism: Hydra vulgaris (swiftwater hydra)
Lineage: Eukaryota; Metazoa; Cnidaria; Hydrozoa; Anthoathecata; Hydridae
Molecular function (GO): calcium ion binding
Source: RefSeq, a predicted model, not a curated record
AUUUAAUUGAUUAAAAAUCAAAAUUUUAAAAACAUUAUUUGAAAAAAAAAGAGAUAAAUUAUACAAUGUUUCAAGGAGCUGCUCUAUUAUUUUUUUUUUGGUCUGUGAGUCAAGCCUGUGAAAAGCCUUAUGGUUUAAGGGAUUUAAGUCCAGAAAAAGUCAUUUAUAGUGCAUCCAACUUGUUUCAAAGCUUAGAAUUGAAUGACACUAGAACUUGGUGCAGUAAUCAGGCGCUGUUUAGCACCAUAAAGAUUACACUUGCAAAACCUCAUCAUGUUACCAAAGCAGUGUUUUUGAUUUAUGGCAAAUUAAAUCGAGAUUUUGAAAUCAAAUUUUUUUUGAGAGAAGGAAACGAGUUAACACUAUUAAAAGGUCUUAAGCUGUUACUUUUAGCUGAUAAAUUAGAAUCGAUUCCCAUUGAUAUUUCAACAAACGUCAUUGUCCUUGAAUUGAAAACUACAAGUCAUCUUCCUAUAAAUUGUUUUUUGUUUGAUCUUUUUAUAUGUGAUGAAAAUACAGCGCCAGUGGUUCCUAAAAAAUGCUUAGAUCGUGGAUGUGAACAGGAUUGUGAUGAAGGGAUCAUAUGGACAUCAUGUAAAUGCAAUAAUGGUUAUGAGUUGCAUUCUGACAAAAAGCAUUGCAGAGAUAUCGAUGAAUGUGCUAGUAAAUACACAAACAAAUGUGAUACAAAGACUACACGAUGCCAUAAUACAAAAGGCAGUUUUUAUUGUUCAUGUCUAGAUAAUACUAUGGAGUUAGAUCACAAAUCACAAAACUUAAAAUGUAUAGAUAUUGAUGAAUGUAGUAAUGGGGAACACAACUGUGACAAGAAAACUACUACAUGCAAAAAUAUUGCUGGUAGUUAUGACUGUAGUUGUAAUAGUGGAUACGAAAGAUACAAUAAAACAGUAUGUACUGACAUAAACGAGUGUCUCACUGAUAAUGGACAAUGUCAAGAUAAAUGUGUUAAUACUGCUGGUUCUUAUUACUGCACCUGUCCAUCAGGUUUUAAACUUUCUAAAGACAAACAUACGUGUGAUGAUAUAAAUGAAUGCUUAACUAUUAAUGGAAGGUGUCAAGGAAAAUGUAUAAAUACUAUUGGUUCAUUUUUUUGCACCUGUGGACCAGGCUUUACACUUGCUGAUGACAAAAGAAAGUGCAAUGAUAUUGAUGAAUGUAGCAAUGGAGAACACAAAUGUAAUGCAGCAACCACUACUUGCAAAAAUAUUCCUGGUAGCUAUAAUUGUAAUUGUAACAGUGGGUAUAAAAGAUACAACAACAUUUCAUGUACUGAUAUAAAUGAAUGUGUAGAUUUUGCUGGGAUUUGUCAAAAAACUUGCACAAAUACUAUUGGUUCGUAUUACUGCUCCUGCCCAGCGGGCUUAAAACUUGCUCAGGAUAAAAAAAUGUGUGAUGAUAUUGCAGAGUGUAAUGAUAAACAGUUAAAUAACUGCGAACACUAUUGUCAUGAAACAUAUGGCAGUUACUAUUGUGAGUGCCAAAAAGGUUAUUAUCUGGAUAGUGAUAAAAAAUCAUGCAAAGAUGAAAAUGAAUGCAUUAAAAAUAAUGGAAAAGGAGAAUGUGAUCAAAUAUGUGAAAAUACUGUAGGAUCAUUUAAAUGUUCAUGUAAAAAAGGAUGGCAGUUAAUAGAUGGCAGUUCAACUUGUCAAGACUUUAAUGAGUGUCUGCACAUGAAUAAUCUAUGUAAUAAUAUCUCAUCAAUCUGUAUAAACACUCAAGGUUCUUACCAAUGUCAGUGCAAAAGUGGCUAUAUUAAAGAUGACAUUACUGGAGAUUGUGUUGGAAUCUUGUGCAGGCCCUAUCCUUUAUUGCAAAAUGGAAAUAUUUAUCCCAAAAUAUGUACUGAACCUAAUGCCAUGAGGUACACAGAUGAAUGCAAAUUUGAAUGCAACCCUGGUUAUGAACUUAACACAAAAUCAGCAUCUAAAGCAUAUUGCAGUGCUGACGGAACUUGGGUGUUCGACCAAGAUGGUUAUGAACCAAGAUGCGAAGGUGUUCGUUGCAAUAGCUUGUUAGCAGUCGCUAAUGGUGAUAUUGUUCCUUCUACAUGCCUAAUAAAUGGUGCAAGCUUUAAUGAAUCUUGCACUUUGUAUUGUAAAGGUGGCUAUGAUCUUAUUGGGCCUAAUAAAGCUGUUUGUCAAGAAGAUAGGAUGUUUUCACAUUUAUUACAUGAAUCAAAAUGUGUUGAACGAAAAAAACUUGUGUGCCCGCAUGAUGUAAAUUUAGUUCUUCCCCUUGGUAAAAGUGAAAUGGCUAUUCCCUUAGUUAUUUUUGAAGAUCUAAUGAAGUAUGAUGGCGUAGUCUCAAAUCCUCCAGGUGUUUUGAAUGGAACAUAUAUGUUUAAAUCUAGAAGAUUAUCAUACUUGAUCUCUUUGGUUGAUAAGCACAAAGAGUCGUGUAAUUUUUAUGUCACUGUUGAAGAUCGUGAACCACCAACUGUCACUAAUUGCCCAGUUGACAAAGUCUUUGUUUCUAUAAUUGGAGAGCAGGGUAUAGUCAAUUGGCCAGAACCUGUGUUUGUAGAUAAUGUUGGCGUUAAAAAAGUUAUCAAUAAUUUAAAAAAUAAUGCAUAUCUUGCACAGCAGGUUUACUUUGUGUUUUACGAAGCCGUUGAUGAUAAUGGCAACGAAGCAUCUUGCAGAUUUUUUGUCCAUGUUCGAGCUAAAUACUGCUCCAAAAAUUCAAUUCCUGGGGGUGAAGGAGCAAUUCAAAAUUGGUUUUCUUCCAGUUUGUCACAAGCAACAGUACUUCUGCAGUGUCCUGUUGGCUUUAUUUUUAGUGAUAUUGUUGCAACAACACCGAUUUUCUUUUGUAACCAAGGAGAAUGGAUGAAUCGUCAAGUGCCUGAUUGCGUCAAAAAGACUAAUCCUACCAAUGGAAGUUGUACUUUUGGAGAAAUUCAACUUAUAAAUCCAACUAACAAGCAGAUUAUGUGUGGGCUGUGUCCAAAAGGAACAGAAGGUGGGAAGGUUCCAGGGACGUGUCAAAAGUGCUUGAUCGGUUACUAUCAAGAUAUAGAAGGUUCUCUUGCAUGUAAAAAAUGUCCGGACGGUCAUUUAACCAGAACUGAUGGUCAGAAAUCUAUAAGUAAUUGUGAAGUGCAAUGUACUGCUGGACAAUAUUCUCUAACUGGCUUUAAUGGCACCGAUGAAUGUAAACGUUGCCCAAGUGGAUCUUAUCAAGAACUUUCCGGUCAAAUUGCAUGCAAGAUAUGUCAUCAAAGUGGGACAUCUGAGAACGGUUCAGUUACGGAAGAUCAGUGUAGAUUGCCGGCUCGUGUAUCGAAAAUUGUUCCUGACAGCGAGUUCAUUUUAGUAUCAGUUGGUGAUAACAUUACUGUCGACUGUUACGCUACCGGCAGUCCUGCUCCAUAUUUAAAGUUUGUGAAAGAAAAAUCUUUUCAAGAUACAGACAUGACUAAAAGUUUUAUGAAACUGGAAUCACUUGCUACCGGAAACCGAUAUAUCACUGGGCUAAGAGUUACAAUAAGUAAUGCAAAGGAAACUGAUAGUGGAACAUAUGUAUGUUUAGCUGAUAACAGGUUAACAAACACAGGAGCAAUUGAUAAAAGAAAUAUUUUUGUUGAAGUGUUAAAUAAUUGAUGUAGUUUUGAAUAAUUUUAAUAAUCAAUUCAGUUACCCGAUCAAACUUAAA